AUGUGUAUUCCUCGUCGUCUCCAUACCGUACCUUCCGACAAACAGGACAAUAGAAUAUUGAAACGAGCUAAUCUCCGGGAAAUCUUUGUAAGUUUGGCUUCCUUUAUCACUCCUGUAGGUUGCAGUUCCGUUGAUAUACCCGCCUGUGGAAUUGCAACUCGAAAUGUAACAGAAGACAUUUCAUUCAAAGAUAUUAAAAAAAGAGCGGAUGGUAAUACUAAUGAUGAUGAUGACCAUGGCGAGUUUACUCAAUGUGCGGGCAGCUUCCCCAUCACGUAUGCUGACAAUAAAGUAACUUACACUCCGAAAAUCUGGGAACCUGGAAAUACUAUCACUGAGCAUUUCAAAGGAACGAGCAGUGCUACAAUUGAAAAUGGAACAAUAGCAAAGUGGAACAUCUACACGACCAACAAAGAUUUUUUGUUUUCAUUUAUAGUUGACUAUUGCACACUUCUCGCUGACGAUGAUAAGCCAUGUCCAGUUCCGCCAGGUUCCUUUGACAAAACAGUAAAAUGGAAACUUAAUGAUGAUCCCGAUCGUCAACCUAAAGACGUAACUAUUGAUUAUUACUUCAAUUCGACACGUAACGAUGUCAGAAAAAGAGCUCCUGGUGGUAAAUUUACCCAAUGUCUUGGCACCUACCCUAUUGAAAUUACUGGGGCCAAGUACACUCCACUAAUAUAUGCACCCGGACAAAUUACAACCAUGCGCUUGAAAGGGACAAGCUCUAUUGUAAUUGAACCAAAAACCAUCAUGGUUGUGAAUGGCUUCCUUAAGAAUAAAUUAGAAUUACAAUUUCAACAUAUAGUCGAUUAUUGUCAAGUAGUCGUCGAACCCAAUAAUUUGGCUUGUCCGUUUCCAGCAGGACAUUUCGACUUUACCUUCCCAUGGAUGGUUGAAGUUAAAACUGAUCAACCUAAGGCCCAAAAUAUCGAUUAUUACGUAAACGUCACUAAAGGUACAAUUACCGUGGCAUACCCUUAA
Messenger RNA from Entrophospora sp. SA101, 984 nucleotides. NCBI's taxonomy places the organism in Eukaryota, Fungi, Glomeromycota, Glomeromycetes, Entrophosporales, Entrophosporaceae. The record is from the annotation of a GenBank genome assembly.